UUUCCCGAAAUUUAUUGAGAGAAGGCACAUUAUUUUACAAGGGGAAAAUCUCAUGCACACACUAAACAAAAAUGGCACCGAAAACCGUAAUGACAGAAAUAAGGAUGAUCUCGUCGCAGUUUAGUCACAUAAGUGAGAACUCUGGUUCUGUUUACUUGAACAUGAAGUUUUCACAGUGAGAACUUGACUCACUAGUUCAAUACGUUCAGUGACACAGCUCGCAACUCAUAUUACUUCUCCUGUAUAUAAAAUAGAGGUCCGCUUUUAAGAUGAAUAGAAACGCCAUUAAUCCAUUCCAGGAUGCAGCAUGCAUUUUUCAUGCUUUUAUGUCUAACGGACUAUGACUGGAAAUUGGCCUUGUGCUAAAUCCUGCACUUUUUAACUUUCCUCGUGUAACUCUAUCCUCAAUGUGUUUCAUGAAGACGCAUUGUCCUGUCCAAAUUUAGCAACAAAAAAAGAGUGCAUGUUUUUGGAAUAUGGUAGGAAGCUGAAGCCUCAAAUCUUAAAACUGUGAGGCGAAUGUGCUAACUACUUUCAAUUUGCACAAAUUAGCAAAUACUGUCAUUCAAAUCACACCAGCCACAACAUUGAAAGGAAGGUGUGUCUCAAUCAGAUUGCAGAGGAGGAAGUUCAUGUCUAAAUAAUUUCAAAAGCAGGCAGAGCAAGUCUGGGUUUGCUUCACAUCGACAGUUUGCGUUCCAGAUCACCACCAAACAAACGGCUUUCUCUGUCCUUGCCAGGAUGUCUCUCGUCUUGCGUGCCCUCUCUCAGGUGUUCUGCUGGGCCGCGCUUUGUCACGUCUUACAAGUGGCUGCUGCGGUUCUGGUUGCCCUGGUAACGCUCUGGACCACCAGGCUGUUGCUUCAUCACGCUUGGUUCACUCGUAGGCUGUCCUGCUUCAGCAAACCUCACGCAGACUCUUGGCUCCUCGGCCAUCUGGGUCAGAUGAAAAGCACAGAGGAAGGUCUCCUCCAGGUGGAUGAGUUAGUGCAGACGUAUAAACAUUCCUGCAGCUGGUUCCUCGGGCCCUUCUAUCACCUGGUCAGAAUCUUCCACCCAGACUUUGUCAAACCUCUCCUAAUGGCACCAGCUAGUAUUACUGUGAAGGAUGAGCUCAUCUAUGGUCAUCUCCGUCCAUGGCUCGGCCAGAGUCUGUUGCUCAGCAACGGGGAGGCGUGGUCCCGCAGGAGGCGCCUUUUGACCCCUGCUUUUCAUUUCAACAUACUGAAGAACUACAUUGCCAGGUUUAACACUUCAGCGGACGCCAUGCACGAUAAGUGGCGGCGUCUGGUGGCAGAGGGGAACGCGACCGUGGAGAUAUUCGACCAUGUCACCCUGAUGACUUUGGACAGUUUGCUGAAAUGCGCCUUCAGCUACAGCAGCAACUGUCAGGAGUCAACCAGCGAGUACGUGUCAGCCGUAGUGGAGCUGAGCAAUCGGAUCAUCGAACGGCGCCAAAACAUUUUGCACCACUGGGACUGGAUUUACUGGAAGACGCCGCAAGGAAAACGCUUUAAAAGGGCUUUAAAUAUUGUCCACGGUUUUACAAGGGAAGUGGUCCAGAGGCGCCGUACCCGCCUCAACCAGACCUCAUCUGAUUCCACCUCCACGCCUGAAAGGAAAAAGGAUUUUGUGGACAUCAUACUGCUGGCCAAGGAUGAAGAUGGACGAGGCUUAACAGACGAGGAGGUGGAAGCUGAGGCCAACACUUUCAUGUUUGCCGGUCAUGACACCACAGCCAGUGCCAUUUGCUGGACACUGUACAAUUUAGCACGCCACACGCACUUUCAAGAGCAAUGUCGGAGGGAGGUGCUGGAGCUUUUGAGGGGGCGUGAAGGACGGCAAAUAGAAUGGGAAGAUCUGUCCAACCUGCCUUUCACCACCAUGUGCAUCAGGGAAGCGCUGAGGUUACACUCGCCAGUCCAGGCCGUGACGAGGAAGUACACCCAAGACAUGCCGCUGCCUGGGAACCGGACAGUACCAAAAGGUGCCAUCUGUUUAGUCAGCAUUUACGGAACACACCACAACCCUGGGGUAUGGACAAAUCCACACGAGUUCGAUCCUCUGCGUUUUGAACCAGUCAACCAAGAGGCCCGGUCGUCGCACGCUUUUAUUCCCUUCUCGUCAGGCCCCAGAAACUGCAUCGGUCAGAAAUUUGCGCUGGCGGAGCUCCGAGUUGUCGUGUCACUGACGCUGCUCAGGUUCCGCUUGACACCGGGGCCCAACCCUGAAUUUGGCUCCGCAGAGGUCCGCCGCCUGCCCCAGCUUGUGCUGAGGGCGCAGGGUGGCCUGUGGUUGCGGCUGGAGCCUCUGGAGCCGCCCAGUGGCUGGGUGCCCCGGGAUGCAUGAGGCUGUUUUGUUGCAUUGUCGACCAAAAUUGUUUUCUGUUUAGGGCAAUAAUAAUAAUAAUCCUAAUCAUACAAUACAGAUAUAGCUCUGGAAAGAAAUGAAAGGCCACUGCAAAAUGAUCAUUUUCAUGAUUUUCUCAUUUAUAGGUUUGAGGAAAAUGUUUUUUCUUUAAACUAGUGAAAACAUAACUUCCCAAUUCCAAAAGCAAAUCUGCCUUUUAGAACAUUUAUUUGUCCAUUUUAAGGAAAGUUUAUCCCAAAACAUUGUUGGGGAUGGAACCACAUUAUGUCAUUCAAUUUCAAAAUAGAUUGCUUGUCAUCGAUUACAUUGCUGUGAAAAUAAUGUGUAAUUAAAUUACAGUGCCUCUUGGAAAUAUCCAUUAUCAUUUUUAUGAAAUUUAAUAAA
Messenger RNA from Syngnathoides biaculeatus (alligator pipefish), 2754 nucleotides. It is a transcript of the gene cyp4f3, whose product is annotated as cytochrome P450 4F3. NCBI's taxonomy places the organism in Eukaryota, Metazoa, Chordata, Actinopteri, Syngnathiformes, Syngnathidae. The record is from RefSeq and is a predicted model, not a curated record. Gene Ontology annotation, molecular function: iron ion binding; heme binding; oxidoreductase activity, acting on paired donors, with incorporation or reduction of molecular oxygen. Bases 742 to 2349 code for a protein of 535 amino acids. The transcript is spliced from 13 exons.